This is a messenger RNA of Cordyceps militaris CM01, 738 nucleotides long. RefSeq lists its product as uncharacterized. The transcript is spliced from 2 exons. Gene Ontology annotation, biological process: kinetochore assembly. The coding region runs from base 1 to 738 and encodes 245 amino acids. NCBI's taxonomy places the organism in Eukaryota, Fungi, Ascomycota, Sordariomycetes, Hypocreales, Cordycipitaceae. Gene Ontology annotation, cellular component: kinetochore. The record is from RefSeq and is a predicted model, not a curated record.
AUGGACGACGAUGAACGCAUGGAGGACCUCGAGGAGGCAGGCGAGCCACCGCUGGCGUUGUCUGACGCUGAGAGGCAAAUCCUCGAGGAGUACGACAGACUACACCAGAUGGACCUGGAGAUUGCCAUUAUCAAGGCUCAGAAGGCAUAUAAGUCAGCCCCAGCAGACGACUCACCAGACGCGCUGGCCGCCGCGCAAGAGGCCCUUUUGCAGGCCCGAUCCCGUUACAAGCUGCGAAAUGACGCCGUUGAGCUCGUCGUGAUUGCCAACCCCGUCCUCAAAGCCGUUCACGGCGGCACGAAUGCCUCUCCCAUCGACCGGUACGCGCCGCCCCCCUACUCGGCUUUCGCCCUCUCAGCUGACCACCAACUUUUUUUGCAAAGCGAUUUGCUUCCCUUUAUUGUCCAGCGCGACGACGCCGCCGUCGACGCCGCCCGGUCCGCCACGCAGGCGCAGGCCACGCGCGACGCCCUCACCGACGUGCAGGUGGAGACGCUGCGCGCGUGCCGGCGCAACGUCCAGCUGACGAGCCGGGUGUUUGAGCUCGCGGCGCAGCUCGAGGCGCGCAAGGCUGUCGACUGGGACGGCGGGGAGGAGGCGCUCCGGGUGCGCGACGAGAAGCGCAAGUGGCGCGCGGUCAAAGGCGCGGCGAGCGGCAUCGUCGCCGGCAGCGGCGUCGACUGGGCGUCGGACGAGGCGCUGCGCGACAUGGUGCUCGAUCCGGAGGAUGAUGACUAG